AUCUGUUGAAACAUAUUCUUACCGUCUGAACCAGGCCAUGCCAGCUGGAUAUAAACCAUCACCUUUGGGUUACGGUUCUCCUCGAAGCUCUCCUUUCCGACGACCUGAAUCGCCUGCUUCACCGACAGCACCUCGACAUACAACACCGACGCCGUCACCGACGAAAGUCAGCGCUCUUCAUACUCCUUCAAGAUUCGCCCCUACGACAGAAUCACCUACGAGUAGUGUGGAGAGCCAGACACCUCGUCGAUACGACCAGACCACCAACAUGCCAUUCACCCAACCGCUUGGUUCUCCCGUGCACAUGUCACGGUCGCAACCGCCGUUACAAUCCGCAGCUCAGGGGAAUGCACUUUCACAACUACAGCCGGCACAGGUUAGGGUGCUCAGAGAUGGAUUCCAGAUCUUGGAUAGAGACAGUGAUGGAGUCGUAAAUAGGGAAGACGUUGCAGAUAUGCUCAACCAACUCGGAUUACCAUCUAGUCCAUCCGAUGUAUCACAGUUCUUCCCGCCGGCGGGACCACAAACGACGACUCUUGCGGUGUUCCUAAAUUCGAUAGCUACGACAUUGGCCGCGAUGUCGCCGAGCGCAGAACUCUUAUCGGCAUUCUCUGCUUUCGAUGAUGACGAUAGUGGACAAGUAGACCUUAACGAGUUGCGUGAUGCAUUGCUUCAUACUGCACCAGAACCAGACGAGAGGGCAUUGACGUCGAUGGAGGUAGAGAAGAUCAUGAGUGGAUUCAGCGGAAGGAGAGCAUUCAGCAAGAGUAUGGCCGGGGGGUUGGGGAAACGCGGUGAGGUCUUCAAGUAUCAGGAGUUCGUGAAUUCUAUCGUGGGCGGAAAUAAUUCGUCGGAACCCAGUUCUCAUGAAACCUCGGAAGAAUGAGGUCCUCGAAAUGAUGAUUCUCUGCGCACUCUAUACGUGGGGAAUAAUAUGGCUGGGCUGAGUAUUGAGGUGUUAAGAGGUCUCAAACGAAUGCUUCCCCAUACCGAGUUAUGGAUGGGUACAUACGUUAUCGUUGUCUGGAUGCAUUAAAUACGAUAUUCUCGUGUUGUAGAGUAGAUGGCCCUUAAACAACCCGAAUGGGAUUGCUUCCCUAAUAUAUAGCCUUUAUCAUGCUACGUAUCUCGGAAUAGAGACCGAGGUAUAAGAUAACCUAAUUUCUUACCGUCAUUUGGGAAUGACC
This is a messenger RNA of Hypoxylon trugodes, 1187 nucleotides long. RefSeq names its product EF-hand. Bases 38 to 886 code for a protein of 282 amino acids. Gene Ontology annotation, molecular function: calcium ion binding; myosin heavy chain binding; cytoskeletal motor regulator activity. The record is from RefSeq and is a predicted model, not a curated record. Gene Ontology annotation, biological process: actomyosin structure organization; mitotic cytokinesis. Gene Ontology annotation, cellular component: myosin II complex; cytoplasm. Lineage: Eukaryota; Fungi; Ascomycota; Sordariomycetes; Xylariales; Hypoxylaceae. The transcript has 2 exons.